Messenger RNA from Anoplopoma fimbria (sablefish), 2432 nucleotides. It is a transcript of the gene zbtb35, whose product is annotated as zinc finger protein 131. NCBI's taxonomy places the organism in Eukaryota, Metazoa, Chordata, Actinopteri, Perciformes, Anoplopomatidae. The transcript has 9 exons. Gene Ontology annotation, biological process: regulation of transcription by RNA polymerase II. The coding region runs from base 138 to 1844 and encodes 568 amino acids. Gene Ontology annotation, cellular component: nucleus. Gene Ontology annotation, molecular function: RNA polymerase II cis-regulatory region sequence-specific DNA binding; protein binding; DNA-binding transcription factor activity, RNA polymerase II-specific. The record is from RefSeq and is a predicted model, not a curated record.
UGUCAAACGCGAAAUGGCGAGCGUGCUAGGAGGCCCGUUACCUUCGACACUCUUGGGUUGUAGCAUGUUUAUAUCCUUCAUGGUCCUUUAUCCAAACGAUUACAUUCGUAUAUGUAAUCCUGAAAAGCAUACGGUCAAUGAUGGCGGCUGAGGUGGAGGUGGAGCUGGAGCGAGGCGAUGAGUACCCAGCGCAUUACAAAGUCAUGAUGGACAAACUUAAUGAACAACGACAGCUGGACCAGUUCACAGACAUUACCUUGAUUGUGGAUGGACACCAGUUCAGAGCCCAUAAAGCAGUGUUGGCAGCUUGCAGUCAGUUUUUCCAUAAGUUCUUCCAAGAUUUCACCCAGGAGCCACUUGUGGAGAUAGAAGGAGUGAGUAACACAGCCUUUAGCCAGCUGAUGGAGUUCACGUACACGGCGACACUAGUUGUAGUCGGAGAAGAGGAGGCCUACGAUGUCUGGAAGGCUGCAGAAUACCUCCAGAUGCAGGAAGCCAUCAAAGCGCUCAACGUUAAGAUAAAUGACAAUCCCUCGCCGACAGCAAACAGCAAAGGUAAAAAGAGGAAGAUUGCGGAGACAUCUAAUGUGAUAACAGAAACCCUACCUUCAGUGGAAGGGGAACAGGUGGAGAUUGAGGUGAUAGGGGAAGGGGCCAUUGAGGUGGAGGAGACCGGACUGGAGGAGGUGGUCGAUGCAGCAAAGAAUGCUCAGGCGGCAUCCGAUGACUCUGCUUUGGCUCUUCUCGCUGACAUAACCAGCAAGUAUCAGCAAGGGGAACCUACGCUACAGAUCAUUAAGAAGGGAGGAAUAGAAGAGGAGGUGGUGUAUCAGGAGGAAACGGUGACCGCUUCCAAGGUGCUGGAGAAUGUCGAGGUCGUCGAGGUCCAGAUUUCCCAAGUGGACAACAUGUUCCGCUGCAACAAGUGCGACCGCAGCUUCAAGCUAUACUACCACCUCAAACAGCACCUGAAAACACACCUGGGCUCGCUGGAAAAACCCCACGUGUGCAACCACUGCGGGAGAGCCUACACGCGGGAGGGCGCCUUGAAGCAGCACAUCAGCACAUUUCAUUUCGAUGCAGAAGAGCUGUCUCGGAACCAGAAGCCCCAGAAAAGAGUGCAUGUCUGUGAAUACUGUAAAAAGCACUUUGACCACUUCGGCCACUUUAAGGAGCACUUGCGGAAGCACACUGGGGAAAAACCUUACGAGUGUCCAGAUUGCCACGAGCGAUUUGCAAGGAACAGCACACUAAAGUGCCAUAUGGCAGCCUGUCAGAAUGGGGCCGGAGCCAAGAAAGGACGCAAGAAACUCUACGAAUGCCAGGUCUGCAGCAGCGUAUUCAACAGCUGGGACCAGUUCAAAGACCAUCUUGUGAGCCACACGGGCGACAAGCCCAACCACUGCACCAUGUGUGACAUGUGGUUCACCCACCCGAAAGACCUAAAGGCCCACCUCAAACACAUUCAUUCCAUUGAGGACAAGUCCACCGAGGAAAUUGUCAACAACGACUCUGCCGCCGCCCUCGCCAUGGCAACGCAGAGCAUAGAAGGAGCCGAAACGGUUCUGCUUGACGACGGCAUCCAGGUGGAGCACGUCACGGUGGAGCCCGUGGACGUGAUGGAGAUGGAGGAGACGACAACAGUGGUGGUGGAGGACGGAGGGGUGGCGGAGAUGUGCGAGGAGGACAUGGAGAGAUUAAAGCAGGCCGGGGUGCAGAUCCAGGUGGUGCACGUGACCACGACGGAAGUUGACGGGCAGCAGGUGGUGAACUCUCAGGUGGAGGUGGAGAUGGAGGGCGAGGUGGUGAGCGUCGAGGAGGCGGAGCAAGCAGUGACUGUAUGAGAAUGUGGAAAAAGGACUGCAGGAAACUCUUUCAGUGCUGAAUGGCUGCGUUAUCUUAGUAGCUUAAUUCUUUUUACAUAAAGAACACUGCAUGUGAGAUACAGCAUGUUACCUCAACAUGUCCUGCUGUCUGCCAUCACAUCAAAUGACUCCGCUUCCAGUUUCUCUCACGCUCCAAACUGAGUUAUUGGCAGAGCUACGGAGACGCUAUGGAGAUGUAUCAUUUCCCGCUACUGAUCCUGUAUUUAUUUUAAAGCCGUUUUCCAUCAUAUCACAAAUUUUCAAUGACUCUUGGGUGCUUCAAUCAAUUUUUGGGUCCUUAUUUUACCUCCAAUUUAACUAUGUUCCUUUAGUUUGGGUCACUUGCCAAGACAAUUUGACAAUGAAUACAAUGUUCUUGUUGCCGCACACAUAUGGUGCUGAAUUUCCUCAGUGCUAAUGCUACAGUUUUGUUUAAGCUUAUUUUCAUAUUGACAUUUGGUGUUUUUGGAGGAAAAACCAUGAUAUGAAAUAAAAUUGGUUUCCAGCAUGGGCUGCUAGUCUCGCAUCCAUCUACUGGGUUUAUUAUCUAGAAAAUCAACUCUGUUU